UGUUCUAUGGCAUUCAAUUGUUUUGUCUAAAUGUUUUUCAACGAGCAAAAUAUUAUAUCUCCAUAAAGUCAAAAUUUUUCCAGCUAAUCUGUUUUUAUUGCACAUAAAACCAUUCUAACGAGUAAUGAACACGUAUUGGAUUUGUUCCGAAUUUAUUCGCUAGGAUCAUUGUCAUCACUUUCACUUUUCACGCGUUUUAGUGGUUCUAGUGUGUAUACGAUGCAACAACCUGCAGUCGCCAUGGAUGACACCAUGUCGACUGUAACGAAAAUGACCCGCACGGUUAAGAAACUGGAGGUGCCCAGACCAUUGAAAUCGACGACCAGUUCUGCUCAUAACCGCAACUCUGUAUUAGAUGUCAAAAUAAACUCUGUGGAUGAUCUAAUAGUGUUGACGGAAGCAGUGGCAUAUGAAAUGAUGCAGGGCAACUAUGACCGUGCACUUCAAAGUAAUGUUUCUACUAUGUAUUCUAACUUAAAGCUUUAUGGGGCGCAGCUCGAAGCACUCUACAAAGAUUUCCUUGAUAGAUAUUUUGUUGUGUUCCGCAAUGGUUCGCAGGACGAACGCUUGGACAAGAAAACAAGGCUACAUCUUCUUGAGUUAAUUGAGCUGCGCGCUAAGCAUUGGCAGACUUCAGACUAUAUGAGUCAGUAUUACAGACACCGUGGCACACAUGCAGAGCCACUAUUGGUGCCGACGAUGGAAGGCGCGGGCGGGUCUGUGUCCCCGACGCUGGCUACGCCGCCCGAGCCGCCCGCGCUCCUGCAGCCGGGGGAGGUCAUCAAGCCCUCUGGCAAGUUCCCCAAACCCACCAAGAUCCCCGGCAAGAACUACUCUAAGGACGAGGUUGUUAUUCGAAAUGCUGAUUCUGGAAAAGUGAUGGGUAUCAAGGGCAGGCGGGUGCACAUGAUCGAGGAGCUAAGUGACACGAUCAUAUCGUUUCAGCGAGUGAGCCCUGGUGCUAAGGAGCGACUCGUCCAAAUCACUGGACCCAAUGAGGAAAAUGUGAACCACGCGAAGCAUCUGAUUGGUGACACGAUCCGGCGCAACGCGUCGCCGGUGCGGCUGGAGGGCGCGCUGGAGGCCGGCGCCGCGAACGACGACAACGGCGACGACGCCGACGACGAGCCGCGCGCCAGGGAGAAAUCGCCACACAGUAAUCGAGCUUUACUUCAUAGUUUUUCAACGAACGACGCAGCGUUAGGAGAAUAUAAAUACACUGUGACUUUUGGUCAACAUUCCAUCAAAAUCACGGGGCAGAAUCUGGAUCUCGUCAAGACCGCGAAGCUGGUGCUGGACGAGUACUUCGAGAGCGCGGGCGCGCUGGAGGCGUGGGGCGCGGGCUCGGGCGACUUCUUCACGCUGUCGCAGCGCCCGCAGGCCGCGCUGCUGCUGCGCGCCGACCCCGAGCUCAACGGCGACGCCGACGACGACGUGUUCGCGGCCCCGCCCGGCCCCAACCCCGACCCCAACCCCGCCUCCGCCCAGGACGAGCCAGCGGCCGACGACGCGGUGCCGCGCCGCCCGCGCUUCUCGCGCGCCGCCUCCACCGACAAGAACCAAGCGGUGAUUUGGUGCGCAGGGCCGGGCGCGCGGCAGACGUACUCGUACGAGACGCUGGUGCAGUACGCGGACUCGCCGCUGAGCAAGCUGCCGCCGGCCGGGCUGGCCGCCUUCCCGCCGGAGCUGGCGCGCAAGAGCUGCCUGGAGUUCGACAGCGUCAGCUACCUGAAGAGGGUGCACGCCGCGGCCGGAACCACCGUGGCCGCCGUGGACGCGCCCGACUCUCCUGAGCCCGAGUAACCAGAUCUACACCGGUGCCUAGCAGCUCGCCCAUACCUCACGAUAUAUCGCCAUUUUAUUGUUCACAAUAUUCUAUCUUCACAUUUUUGACUAACCCAUACAUAAUUAUAUACUCAACCAAUGUGGUCGGGAUUCGCAGGUGGCAUUCUUGAAUCCUACUGAUACCAAACCAAUAGGUACUCGAGUCAUAUUUUUAGCUUAUUUGCGGCCCAAGACCCCAUAGUCGAUUCCUUAAGGCUACGCAUCACAGUCAGGCGGCUUGCUUAGAGCCUAGCGAGUUCUAUAAUUUUCGCAACCCGCCGCACAGCGCGCUUGUCGCCUAAUUAGGCGACAAGCGCGCUUAUCGAAGUAAACAAAGUUUGUUUUUUGUCGGCUAUGUCCGCUCAGCGU
This is a messenger RNA of Cydia fagiglandana, 2193 nucleotides long. It is a transcript of the gene mxt, whose product is annotated as eukaryotic translation initiation factor 4E-binding protein Mextli. Gene Ontology annotation, biological process: positive regulation of translation; regulation of formation of translation initiation ternary complex. The coding region runs from base 220 to 1803 and encodes 527 amino acids. Gene Ontology annotation, molecular function: RNA binding; eukaryotic initiation factor 4E binding; translation initiation factor activity. The record is from RefSeq and is a predicted model, not a curated record. Gene Ontology annotation, cellular component: cytoplasm; RNA cap binding complex. NCBI's taxonomy places the organism in Eukaryota, Metazoa, Arthropoda, Insecta, Lepidoptera, Tortricidae. The transcript has 13 exons.